Lindgomyces ingoldianus is the source of this 1082-nucleotide messenger RNA. RefSeq lists its product as uncharacterized. Lineage: Eukaryota; Fungi; Ascomycota; Dothideomycetes; Pleosporales; Lindgomycetaceae. The transcript has a single exon. The record is from RefSeq and is a predicted model, not a curated record. The coding region runs from base 132 to 1082 and encodes 316 amino acids.
GGACCUCCCCAUAUCGCACUCCAAGGAUAAAACACGCCGCACGAACGACAUCAUGGAUCCCCAACAGCGCGGUAGGUCGCCCUCAGCGGCCCAGCGCGCUCAUAUAAGACACGCACCGUCCCCGUCCCCUCAUGCGCCAUUUCAUAACGCCUCUGGCUUGGGGCUUGAUCAAUCGCUCCCCCCCCGAAAAAAUCCCUCACCAGUUAGAUAUUGAAAAACUCUCCUCCAGCCUCUCAAGGGGUAAAAUAUCAAACCAGAAACAGUCACUUCACUCUACGAUACCCCUCUAUGCUAAAAAGGACAUGGGGACGUUGCAAAACUUGAGACGGAUUUCGGCGAUGCGUAACGACCCACCGCCUCCUUAUACCUCCGAGUUGCCUACUAAUUCCGCUUUCAACGACGACCUUCUUUUGAACGGUUCUCAGGAGUCUCCUUACCCGUUCCACACUCCCAGAGCUUCUAUCACACAACUUCGGAAAUAUCUGAUCGAGAUAAUUGCGUUUACGUUCGGUGCCGACUUCGGGCAGCUAAACUCCAUGCUUGAUCAAAAUGCAGACGUUGCUAGCAGAGGAACCACGAUACUCAGAGAAGAAGAAAAAGUCGAACUCAUGCGACUAUCUACCCUUGUCGAGAAUUUACGCCAAAAAAUGCUCUACAAUCAAUUCAACACCACGCUCAAGCGUGACCGAGAUAUCAUCACGGACGCUAUCAUUAAACCUGCAAUAGAGAUUAGUCUCGACCCAGACUAUGCCAUGGACCUUAUCAGCACAUACGCGGAUCAUCAGGGCGAUCCGACUAAGCGAAAAUUCACCCUAGUAUCACUUUACACUCCAAUGUUUCUAAGGUUCAAGCCGUAUCCUGCUACGGUGGAUUUGCGUAAAACCUUGAUAUCGCAUGCCAAGGUCAUUAGUGCGAUUUCUCUAAACGAGUCCAUACAAGUUGCUUUGGGAAAAGCUCUUGCAGACUUUCAGGAGAAGCUAGGCUUCAAGACGAUUCCCGAUGUGUACAACGAUUAUUGCUGGCCUGUUCGUAUUGGGUUUUGGAAUUUGAAGAAUGCUUUGGAACCUUUGGACGACUACUAA